AUGGCUGGUACUGGGAAAUCAACCAUUGCCCUGACUAUUGCCCGGGAGCUGAAUGAAAACCAACGACUGGGGGCGAGCUUUUUCUUCUCUAGAGGUGAAGGUUAUUUUUCAUCAACCGCAAAGUUUGUGGUGACAAUAGCGGCCCAAAUUGCAAAGCUGUGUCCAGCCAUCAACAAGUUUAUUGAGGAUUCAGUGUCCGAACAUCCACGUCUGGAAUCUCUUGGCUUGUAUGACCAGUGGGACAGGCUCGUUUUACAGCCACUAUUGCGGAUGCCUGCUGAUGCAUUUCCGAAAACGCUUAUCAUAGUUAUCGAUGCACUGGAUGAGUGCGAUGACGCAGAUAACAUUUCCGCUCUUAUACAUUGCCUAGGAACACUCGGCUCAAAUGGGCUUAUUGGGGUUCGAAUCUUCGUCACGAGCAGACCUGGAAAGGUGCUUCAGGAUGCAUUUGACGAUACCUUCUCUGGUGAAAUAUCACGAGGUCUCAUAACUCACGACAUUGACCAGUCAAUCAUUAAUGAUGAUUUGACUAUAUUCUACAGAACCAAACUACCUUACGUCACGAAGCAGCACUUUCAGUCAGAUGUUAAUAUUCGCCUCUUUAUUGAACAGUCACAAGGUCUUUUCAUUCAUGCUGCUACCGUUUGUCGAUUUGUCGAGGAUGGUGCUGGUGCUCCCACGCAGCGAAUCGCCAUGUUGUUAGAGCAACCAGUCAAGCCGCUCAAAUCAGAUUUGCAACUGGACAAGAUGUAUGCGACUGUGUUACAGCACUCUUUCCUCAACUCCGAUGAAGUAAAAGAGGCUGCUCAGAUAAGGGAACUAUUCAAGCGCAUUGUCGGUUCUAUCAUGGUUCUCUUUGACUCUCUUUCGGCUUGUGAUCUUUCGAAACUGAUCGACCAACCUACUGGAAAGAUAUUGAGCUUGUUGGGAUGCCUUAAUUCUGUGGUCGACGUUUCAAGUGGCGAGGGAAACGUCAUUAGGCUUCUUCAUCCAUCGUUCCGCGACUUUGUGCUUGACCCCAUGAGAUGUCUUGAUAGUUCAUUCUUUGUUGAUGCCCCACAAGCACACGGAGAGCUCCUCGGAUCUUGUCUGCGGGUCAUGUCUACCCACUUACACCGCAAUAUGGGGAACCUCACAUCACCAGGUGACAGAAGCUACGAUGUACCUGAGUCCGUUAUAGACCAACGGAUUCCAAAUCACGUCCAAUAUGCAUGUCGCUACUGGGUUCACCAUCUACAGCGAAGCUCUCUCAACCCUCGUGACUUUCCUGGGAUCACAGAGUUCUUCAAAUCCCAAUUUCUGUUCUGGCUUGAAACUCUCGCCUUGCUUGGCCAACUUUCUGAUGGUAUUUCCAUGAUCGCAGUGCUUCAAAAGUUGCUUGAUCCCCAAAUAUCCCUCUCUCUCUCCCAGGACGCUUAG
Molecule: messenger RNA, 1419 nt
Organism: Penicillium olsonii
Lineage: Eukaryota; Fungi; Ascomycota; Eurotiomycetes; Eurotiales; Aspergillaceae
Source: the annotation of a GenBank genome assembly